AUGGGGCCCGGGCCCAUUUCUUCUGGGAAAGAUGGGCCCCGAGACAACAAAGGUUCAGAACCCCUCUCCGGACUGUUGAUCAGCCUUCGGUGCGUUAACUGGCUUUUUCUUUCAGUCGCUGCCCCCAUCGACGAGGACGACAAGAUCGUGGGCGGGUACGAGUGCAGGAAGAACUCAGUGCCCUACCAGGUGUCGCUGAACUCUGGCUACCACUUCUGCGGAGGCUCCCUGAUCUCCAGCACCUGGGUGGUGUCCGCCGCUCACUGCUACAAGUCCCGCAUCCAGGUGCGUCUUGGUGAGCACAACAUCGCCGUCAGCGAGGGCACCGAGCAGUUCAUCAACUCCGCCAAGGUCAUCAGGCACCCCAGAUACAGCAGCCGCAACCUGGACAACGACAUCAUGCUGAUCAAGCUGAGCAAGCCCGCCAGCCUCAACAGCUACGUCCGCACCGUGUCCCUGCCCUCCAGCUGCGCCAGCUCCGGCACCAGGUGUCUCAUCUCUGGAUGGGGCAACAUGAGCAGCUCUGGAAGCAACUAUCCUGACCGUCUGAGGUGCCUGGACGCCCCCAUCCUGAGCGACAGCAGCUGCAGGAGCUCCUACCCCGGACAGAUCACCUCCAACAUGUUCUGCGCUGGAUUCCUGGAGGGAGGCAAGGACUCUUGCCAGGGCGACUCCGGUGGCCCCGUGGUCUGCAACGGCCAGCUGCAGGGUGUGGUGUCCUGGGGAUACGGCUGUGCCCAGAGGAACAAGCCUGGAGUCUACGCCAAGGUCUGCAACUACAACUCCUGGAUCCGCAGCACCAUGUCCUCCAACUAAAGCCGCCAAAUGGCAAUAAGUUGUU
This is a messenger RNA of Synchiropus splendidus (mandarinfish), 841 nucleotides long. RefSeq names its product trypsin-3-like. The record is from RefSeq and is a predicted model, not a curated record. Gene Ontology annotation, biological process: proteolysis. Gene Ontology annotation, molecular function: serine-type endopeptidase activity. NCBI's taxonomy places the organism in Eukaryota, Metazoa, Chordata, Actinopteri, Syngnathiformes, Callionymidae. The transcript is spliced from 5 exons. The coding region runs from base 1 to 816 and encodes 271 amino acids.